Molecule: messenger RNA, 3765 nt
Organism: Humulus lupulus (European hop)
Lineage: Eukaryota; Viridiplantae; Streptophyta; Magnoliopsida; Rosales; Cannabaceae
Exons: 5
Coding region: 1-3765 (1254 amino acids)
Molecular function (GO): catalytic activity
Source: RefSeq, a predicted model, not a curated record
AUGGCGAGACGCAAGAGGAUACACCAGAAGCCUGUUACUAUUGACAUUGUGAUUGAAGCAUCAGUGAUUCAGGGUACGUGCGAAGAGAAGCUGACUAAUGUUGACGAAGAGCCACCAGCUGAGAUGGAGGAGAUUUUCAAGGAUACUUUGGUCGAUUUUCUUGAGAUUGGAGGGCCAAUAUCUUUGGAUAUGAGUGCGGGACAGCCUGGGGGGAAGGACACUGGUGUGAAAUGGAGUGAUCAAGAAGAGACUGGAAGUGAUUUUCAAAAUCUAUCCAAAGUUAAGUGGUCUAAUUUUCGGGUAAUGUUACCGAACCAAGGAGGAGCUCGGCUUAAUUUUGAAGAACCAUUAAUUCAUGAUGGUCAACGGAUUGCUCAGGUUGACGUGGAGGAAAUUGAAGUUGAAGUAUCAUUCUGGAAUUCAGCAGUGGUAUGUAUGGCUCUAGGUGCUAAUCCCCCAUUUGUAGUGUUUGAGGGCUUCAUUAAGAGAAUGUGGGGUAAACUAGGUAUUGAGAGAAUUGCGAGAUUAAAUGUUGGGUAUACGCUUGCUAAAUUCAGAGAUGAAGUUACCAGAGAUUUGGUGUUGGAAGCUGGUGUUAUCCAUUUCGAUAGGAAGCCAGUCAUUGUGAGACUGUGGUCCACCAAUUUAGUUGAUAUGAGGAAAAAGGGUGAGGUUUGGAGACCGAAAGAAAGGAAACCUGAAGGAGAAAAUAAGCAAAAGUCUUCUGAGCCAAAUAAUGUAGCAAUUACUACUAGUUUAGCUGAUGAGGUAGUCUCCAAGGACAACCAGAAAGAGGUAGGUGUGGGCAAGGAGAGAUGUGACACUAAUGAGGCUCAAGAGGCGGAUUGGAUCACUCCUAAAAGAAUGGGUGGUGUAAAGGACUUAGUUACUAAUGCAGGAACACAUAUAGUGUUUUGCAAGAUAAGAGAAUGGAGGUUACAAAUUUGGAUUUCACUACAGAAAAGAGUUUAUAUGGAGGAGUACAACAUUCUUAGUUGGAAUGUUCGAGGCCUAAAUAAGAGGGAAAAACAGAGAUCCCUUCGUGCUUUUUGUAGUCUUAAUAAAAUUGGUAUAGGUGCUUUUCUAGAGACCAAGUUACGUGGUAAUAAACUGGAGGAGAUGAUGGUUAGACAAUUUGAUGGCUGGAAGUUUUAUAAAGGGACUGCUAAUGAAGGUAGAAUUUUGAUGGUUUGGCAGCUUAGUACUUUGUCAGUGGAAGUCUUACAAGACAGUGACCAAUUUAUACAUGCUUAUGUUAAAGAGUUAAGGUUGGGUAGGGAAUUCUGUGUGACGUUUGUGUGUGGCAGAAACACGAUUCAGGAGAGGAUUCAGUUAUGGCAGGACUUAUCUUGUCUAGCUUUUCCAGUUACACCUUGGCUUGUGGCAGGAGACUUUAAUUCAGUGUUUGAGUUUGAUGAUAGGCUAGGAGGGCGUGCUGUUUCUGCUACAGAAAUAGCUAAUGCACAGAGAUGGAAAUCUAUGGGGUUGGUGGAUGAACUUCAAUCUCUUGGUUCGCAUUACACCUUGACCAAUAACCAAGCUGAUGGGGCUAGAGUAUUCUCUAAACUGGACCGUAUCUUUAAGAAUGAAGCUUGGAUGGAUUUGUUUCCUGAUUCUAUAGCAUUUAUAAAGUGGGAUAUAAUAUCUGAUCACUGGUUCAAAGAUGUUGUUAUGCAAAGCUGGACCAAGUCGAUAACUGCUCAGGGUUUAGAAGGAAUUAUGAGGAAGUUGAGGAGGCUAACACAUGUCCUUUGGCAGUUCAAUAGAAGUGAGGAACGGGCUUCUUUUGAGAAUUUUGUUCAGCAAGCCAGGUACUAUGAUAGUUAUCAUAGGCAGAGGAGUAAAGUCAACUGGCUUAGGUUUGGGGAUGAUAAUACAGCCUAUUUUCAUGUUUGUUUGAAGCAGAGGAAGGCUUCUAAUCGAAUUACUUCGUUUAUUAAUGAUGCUGGGCAGAUUAAUGAGAAGUUUGAGGAUGUAGUGGCUCACUUCUUAAAUCAUUUUCGGAGUAUCAUGGGUAGUCAAAGUAAGGCUUCUGUUCUUAUUCAAAAAGAGUGUUUUAUUGAUGGAGGCAUCUUAUCCUUAGAUCAACAGUUGAACUUAAUAAAGCCUUUCACCAAGAAGGAUGUUAAAAAUGCUAUGUUCAGUAUUAGUUCGAUUAAGAGCCCGGGUCCAGAUGAAUAUGGUUCGGGUUUUUUCAAAGUAAUGUGGGAAGAGAUAGGAUAUGACAUUUCAGAUGCUAUUUUGGGUUUCUUUAAUCAGGGAUUGCUGCCUAAUGAUCUCAAUAAUGCAACUCUCUCUUUGAUUCCGAAGGUUGAGAAUCUUACUAAGGCAGUGGAGUAUAGACUCGUAGCUUGUUGUAAUACAUUGUAUAAAUGUAUUUCAAAAAUGCAAUGUGGUAGAUUGAAUAAGAUUCUUCCUUUGUUAAUCAACCAAAAUCAAGGAGCAUUUGUUAAAGAUAGAUUGUUGGCUCAUAAUAUUCUUAUUUUUCAGGAUAUCAUUAAAGGCUACAAGAGGAAACAUAUAUCCCCUAGAUGUGUGAUGAAAGUUGAUCUAAGCAAGGCUUAUGAUACAAUAGAUUGGCAAUUUUUGGAGGAUAUUCUUUCAGCCUACUAUUUCUCGGGUAAGUUUAUUAGAUGGAUUAUGGUGUGUUUAAAGGGCACUUCUUACUCAAUUAUGAUGAAUGGUAGAAUCCAAGGUAGCUUUCUUGGUAGGAAGGAUCUUAGACAAAGGUACCCUAUUUCUCCUUUGCUUUUUGUUCUUGUUAUGGAGUAUUUUACUAGGGUACUUAUUCAAGCUUCUCAGAGUAAGGAUUUCAGAUAUAACCCUAGUUGUAAGAAGCUGAAGUUGGUGAGCCUUUGUUUUGCUGAUGAUUUGGUGUUGUUUUGUAACAGAGCUGCUAAAUCUGUUCAGAUUAUCAAAGAUUGCUUCAAGUCUUUUAGUCUCGCAUCUGGUUUAACAGCCAAUCUAGAUAAAUCCCAUGUUUUUACUAAAGGUUUUUUCCCUCUAAAGUAUCUUGGAAUUCCUCUCAGGCCUUCAAAAUGGAAGGCAGGGGGUUGUGCUGCAAUAAUCAAAAAGAUCCACUUGAAGCUUCAUCAUUGGUCUAGUCGGCAUCUUUCCUUUGCUGGGAGAGAUCAACUUAUUCACUCUGUUUUAUUGGGGAUAAGAUCAUUUUGGAUGAGUAUUUUCCUCCUCCCAAAGAGUGUAAUUAAUGAGAUUGAUCAGCUAUGUAAAAUAUUUUUGUGGGAGACUAGUAACAGUAAUGAAAACAGAAGCAAAGUUCAUCUCACGGCCUGGGAGCAGGUUUGCCUACCUAAAAGCUUGGGUGGUAUUGGGUUUAAGGAAGGGUCUAAAUGGAAUAAGGUGUUGUUAGCUAAGUUCCUUUGGGCUAUUUCCUCUAAACAAGAUAUCCUUUGGGUGAAAUGGGUGGAUGCCAUUUAUCUCAAAGGUCAAAGUUUUUGGGAUUACAAAAUUCAUUCUGAUGUGAGCUGGUACUGGCGUAAGUUGGUUAAUUUGAAAGCUGUUAUCACUGCAAAGGUGCUGGAAAAGGCAGUUAAGAACAACAAAGUCAAUAUAAGAAAUCUCUAUGUUCAGCUACUAAACAAGGAAAGGGUUCAAUUUGCUCAUGUGGUUUGGUGCAAUCUGACUUUGCCCAAGCACAGAUUUGUUUUAUGGCAAGCUACUUUGGGACAUUUACUGACCAGAGACAAUCUAGUGCGGUGCCAAAUGAAGUUGAAUUCUGUCAUGUGUCCGACCUGUGAUUUGUAG